AUGACUCUUUGGACAUUUCCUCAUGCUAGUAUUGGCCCUGGAUUACAACUCAAUGCUGUCUUUUUUAGAAGCAUCCGUUGGGAAGUAGGUGAUCAAGAAUUUGCUAUCUUCUGGGAAACCACUGGCUUACCAAAUGAUCAUCGUCAACGCAACUUUAUGGUUUGGCUCUUGGGCUUCAUUCAUGCAGACGGACACGUGACAUCCCGAUGGAAGAAUACCUACACAGAUCCACAACUGCAAAUGGACUACAUCAUACUCGCUGCUCGUGAUCGUGGCAUUCUGAUAUGGAUCAAAAAGAUGCUUGUGAAGAACCUGAUAUUUUACACAAUGAAGAUAAGUGGACAGAUGAAUGAAAGCCACUUCAAGAUUGGGAUCACUGCCUUGCAAGAAGAACCCUUCAAUGAACCUCUCGAUAUAUUUUCUGGAAAUUCCCUUUAUCCAGUUAUCGCUCAAAACUUUUAUUACCUCAAGUCAAUGAAAUUUUAUUCACAUUUGGAAUGGAAACUUUCAUCCUGGCCUUCAACCUGGGGUGCUCUAGUUCUGCGUUCAUGGACUGCAAGCCGUCGAAUUAGGUUUGGACUCAACAUUGCCUCAAGUUCUCGCGAGAUCCUACUUGGUCAGAAUGUUGAUAACAAAGCCAAACUUCAAGGAUAA
This is a messenger RNA of Halteromyces radiatus, 654 nucleotides long. RefSeq lists its product as uncharacterized. The transcript has 6 exons. Bases 1 to 654 code for a protein of 217 amino acids. The record is from RefSeq and is a predicted model, not a curated record. NCBI's taxonomy places the organism in Eukaryota, Fungi, Mucoromycota, Mucoromycetes, Mucorales, Cunninghamellaceae.